Messenger RNA from Eriocheir sinensis (Chinese mitten crab), 933 nucleotides. RefSeq lists its product as uncharacterized. The coding region runs from base 180 to 797 and encodes 205 amino acids. The transcript has 2 exons. Lineage: Eukaryota; Metazoa; Arthropoda; Malacostraca; Decapoda; Varunidae. The record is from RefSeq and is a predicted model, not a curated record.
CUUCAUCAAAUCGCCGUUCGGCUGGAGGAAUCCUCCACAUGAGAAAGCUUCACGCGCCGCCGCCAGAUCAGUUGCUUCACAGUUGCCACGCCGGAAGGACGUCAGCAGGGCUCCGUCCUGGUUUUCAACUCAACCAAUAGGCCACGUGCUUGUUACGCAGGCUGCGCCGGCCGCCGGCCAUGUCUGAUCAGUCCCGGGUAGCUGGGGGCCCUCAACAGGUGUCCCCACGGCCACGUUCGGAGUCGAGGCGAGGUGAACCAUACCUUGCCUCAGGGGGCUCGGGAUCGUCGCAGGACGAGAUGAGGCCACAUGCUCCUGGUAACAGUCAUGGUGGUAGCGGGCGCUCGUAUCAGCUGAUAGGUGCCCAUAAACCACUUCGGCCCCACAGGCGUGCUCGGCCAGCUGCGCCCCCGUCCCCACCUGCCCCCUGGAACAUGGUUUUGGAGGCCAUUUCGGAGCUACGAGGUGAGGUGAACAAGCUAAAGGAGGACAGGCAGCCUGCCCCUCGUGUGGCUCCUGUGGUGAACGAGGGUGCGGGUACAUCACGUGAUGCGUGCCGUCCUCUGUCUCCUCCUCCUGGCUCUUUCUCAGGGUUUAUGGAUUCAGGCAGUGAGGAUGGUGAGAUUAGAGUGUUUGCCCCAGGCAGUAGUGCUCUCAUGCUGGGGGCCAAAUCUUUUGGUCCACAGGAGUUGGUAUCAGAGGAUAUUGACACACAGGUUGCGGACAUGGUGAAUUACGUGUUUGACAACGGCAUGAGGGAGGAGGACUACAAGGACACUGUGAGGACGACAUUGUGAAGAGGCCGGCCAACUGUCACGCACUCGCACCUGUGGAAUGUAACACGCAGGUGUUUGAAGCCCUCAGAGUAGAUGCUAGGAAGGCAGACUGUCGCCUAAAAGAAGUCAACAAGGACAUCCUGAGAGCGGCGACCAU